AUGGCUCAAACGUUUGGUCGAUUCAAGCUUUACUCGGAUCCAGGCAUUAUAAUCGACACAAACAAAGGGAAAAUAGCCAACCCCCGGACUUUGCAGAAUGAGGCAUUUGAGCAAUGCGGCGCCCUAGCUGGAGACUUCAAAAGGAUCACCGCCCAACUCAAACAUCCCAUGGAAAUCCAGAUUGACGACUACAAAUACUACUUUCCGGGACUGGAAUUGUACAAAGCCGAAUUCAAGUGUUGCAGAUGCAAUGAGGAUUAUUUUAAAACUACAAAGAGUGGUGGAAAGCACUUGAAAAGCUGUACUGGCUCGGGGCGGGCGCGAAUUGUACGAGGUGACUUUGAAGUGCAGCUACAAUGGGCCACAACUGUUGCUUUUGCUUCACAAAGACGCAAGUAUUUUGUCGUUAACAAGGCUAAAAAAGUCUAUGAAGGGCCCCAGUUCAUGUCUGCCCAUGCUAUGGAACUUGCCGCUCAAGACAAUAAUGCAGUCCAAGCCUUUCUGCCAAACGAAAGGGAUAUCCCAGACGAAGACGAGUUCUAUUCCGAAAGUGAGCUUUUUACUGAUUGGCCCUACAAAAGCGAGACGCCGUUUUUAAUGACAACCCCACGGUAUGCAGAACAGUUUGGAUUCAGAACGUUUAUCACGGACAAGAGCUUUAUAUUCAAACACAUUCGUCAAAACCAUCAAGAGUCAAUAGGUGGAGUAUCCGCAGAGUAUGCGCUAAUUGUCCAUAUUGUGACUCGUGCUCUGGGGCGCGAUGAGAAUCUACUUCAGAGGUUCAGGGAAACAGACCUCGAGGUGCUAUAUGAGCAUACAUGUACUCAAGCUUGGGAUGGACAAUACUUUGACAAAGAGGCCAACCAGAAAUGUAUCUCCACUAUUGCACAACUUUUGUACACGCUUUGCUCGCUCACACACUAUGAAUGGAUUGAGUGGAGACGUGAAAGUAUCGAGUCACUGGAUCUGAUCAAAUCGUGGAUCAAGAAACGUAUUCUAAAAUUUUCUGACUGGUCUCUGGAUGAAGAUUUAGUUUACUCGGUGCUCAAUCUGGACAAUAACGGUCCCCCGGACGUCAUACUAGACUCUGUGCGGAAUUUGUUUGUUGGUCUCGUGCGACAGGGGACUCCUAGCCUAAGCCAUCCGAUUUUGGCGGCGUUUAGUCCAUUCGUUUAUGAUUUUCAGUACAAUGCCUUCAAGACCAACUCGAUGCUUUUAGAGUCUUUGGAACAUGUUCUCUACGGCCUACGGUAUUUCCUUGCCACCUCGGCGGCAAGGAUACCCGCAUCAAGCAUUGAGAAAACUUUCAGGCAAUACGACGAAGGCACAACGGCUGUGUUUGGAUAUUUAAUGAGUCUUCUUGGGGAAGUUCAGAACGAGAAUGCGCAACAGACUGCUGAACUUUUCUAUAUCCAAAGUUUUUAA
Wickerhamiella sorbophila is the source of this 1425-nucleotide messenger RNA. RefSeq lists its product as hypothetical. Lineage: Eukaryota; Fungi; Ascomycota; Dipodascomycetes; Dipodascales; Trichomonascaceae. The transcript has a single exon. Bases 1 to 1425 code for a protein of 474 amino acids. The record is from RefSeq and is a predicted model, not a curated record.